AUGUCCAGCGCAGCGAGCCCACCGACCAGUCCCGGCGCUCAAGAUGACUGCAAAUCUGGUCAUGUCGCGGUAUUUUGGUCAAAGCUGCGGGCGAUUGCGUCAGUCGUACUAAACCAUGCUAUGAAACACACUGGAGUGGGUAUUAUAUGUUCUGUAGCGUAUUUUGACCCGGGCAAUUGGGGAGUGGACCUACAAGCAGGAUCGGAGUUCGGGUAUAAGCUGCUAUUCGUGAUCCUCCUAUCCGGCUUGAUUGCAGUGUACAUGCAGGUGCUCUCCUCGCGCUUAGGAUGUGUUACGGGACUAGAUCUUGCUUCACACUGCCGACUUCUCCUGCACGAUCGUCCUAAAAACACGCUUCUUUGGCGAUGGCUGGUACUGUAUCCUCUGUAUGUCCUGGCAGAGAUUGCUAUCGUAGCUACCGAUCUUGCCGAGCUUCUGGGUUCUGCUAUUGCCAUCUGUCUCUUGUUUCCUAAAGUACCACUAUGGGCAGGUGUGCUCUUGACCGCGUCCGAUGUCCUCAUCUUGCUGGCAGUUCGGAAUCCUCUCGGUGGGAAGCCGGUAAGGUUAUUCGAGAUUCUCAUAGCUGCUUUAGUCUUCACGGUGCUCGUAUGCAUGGCUGUGAUCAUUUCCAAAGCCAAUGUAGAUUGGAGAACCGCCUUCGACGGAUUUGUGCCUUCCAAAGUCCUGGUCACUUCGGAGGGUUUAUACAAUUCCAUUGGUAUCCUUGGGGCUACUGUCAUGCCCCACUCCCUUUUUCUUGGCUCAGCCUUCGCGACACAAGAACGAGAAAAGCCUACAGACGAUCUAGACAUCGGUUCAGCGCUUGCCAAACUGGAAGCCAAAGAUUCUGAUAACGACAGCUUCGAUCUGCCAUCCGAACCUCAAACCCUAUCGAAGCGGUGGAGCCCACAGGCCAUCUCCAGAAGCACACUCCGGUUUCUGCGCGGCUGUUUCUCCGUCACAUCUAUUGAGGAAUACGCAGAUGAACCGAAGAGACACACCGAAAGGGAGAACAAUUCGUUCGCGUUUGUGCGCACGCACCUCUCGCAUGGUAUCAUCGACAUGUGCAUCAGUCUCCUCGGGAUUGCGGUCGUGAUUAACGCUUUGAUCUUGAUGCUUGCAAGUGCGGAGUUUUACUACGGAUUCGGACAGACAGGGAAUCAAUCCCCCGCAACUCUCUUCGACGCAUAUUACUUGCUGCAAGAUCUGCUUGGAAAGCCUGCUGCAGUCCUGUUUGCCCUCGCACUAUUGGCUGCCGGUCAGAGCUCCUCCAUCGUCGCCACGCUAGCUGGCCAGACAGUUUCCGAAGGUUUCAUUCGCUGGAGAAUUUCACCUAUCCUUCGGCGGCUUCUGACUCGAUGUAUCGGGCUGGUACCCUCCAUGGCAGUUGCAGCAGCUCUCGGACGCAGUGGAAUCAGCUCGCUCCUCAUCAUAUCUCAAGUUAUUUUAUCUAUUGUCCUCCCCUUCGUCGUCUUUCCGCUUAUAUACAUUACCUCCUCCAAGCGCUUCAUGAGCGUGAAGAAACUUUCAAGACAGCAACAACCUGCACAAAUGAAUGAUCGACAUGACGCACCGCGCGCAGUGAACGACGACGAAGCCGCGUCUGCCGCCAUAGCGGAGAUUACGAUUGUAGACGUAGAAGUGGUGGAAGAGUUGGUGGACUUUUCUAAUGGCAAGCUUAUGACCAUUUUGGGAUGGGUCAUCUGGAUAGUAAUAGUAGUUGCCAACGUAUAUGCAAUUGUGACAUUAGCGAUGGGUGAAAAUUAG
Messenger RNA from Fibroporia radiculosa, 1767 nucleotides. RefSeq lists its product as uncharacterized. The transcript is spliced from 9 exons. Gene Ontology annotation, biological process: intracellular manganese ion homeostasis; iron ion transport. NCBI's taxonomy places the organism in Eukaryota, Fungi, Basidiomycota, Agaricomycetes, Polyporales, Fibroporiaceae. The record is from RefSeq and is a predicted model, not a curated record. Gene Ontology annotation, molecular function: cadmium ion transmembrane transporter activity; manganese ion transmembrane transporter activity. Gene Ontology annotation, cellular component: membrane. Bases 1 to 1767 code for a protein of 588 amino acids.